Messenger RNA from Pistacia vera, 1248 nucleotides. RefSeq names its product probable WRKY transcription factor 15. The record is from RefSeq and is a predicted model, not a curated record. The coding region runs from base 79 to 960 and encodes 293 amino acids. Gene Ontology annotation, molecular function: DNA-binding transcription factor activity; sequence-specific DNA binding. The transcript has 3 exons. Gene Ontology annotation, biological process: regulation of DNA-templated transcription. Lineage: Eukaryota; Viridiplantae; Streptophyta; Magnoliopsida; Sapindales; Anacardiaceae.
CAGAAGUAAAGUUUAAGGAUAUUGACUCUUAACUGUGGAGUGCUUCUGAUUUUGCUCUGCCUGAGGUUUAGAUAAUCUAUGAAAGAAGCUUCAAGCGUCUUUGUUUCAAUGACCCCGAGAUGGGAAUUCCAAGUUCAUGAAAUAGCUCAAAGCAGUUUUAGAAGUGCUAGCCACCUAUUUAGUUAUAUUUCUAAUCAAAAUCAGAAGAGAAACAUUCAAGAAGUGAGUCUUAUUGCUGAAGAUGCUGUAAAUGGAUUGAAAAAAUUGGUUACACUUCUCGAUCGAUCAAUGCAGCAGCAGCCUGAUUGCAAGAGGAUCAGGAGGGGUCCUUUGCCAUAUUCCAAUAACAUAAAUCCAAUUCAAUUCAUGGAUAGUCCUGUCUCUAUGUCUCAGAAUUCUGUUUCCUACUCAAACCAUUCACAAAUAAUUAGACAGCUAAUCCCUCUCCAGAGUAUUCAAUCAAGUAGUGCUUUGAUUCCCACCAAUGGUUUCAACUUGUACAGUCAGACUGAUCCUGUGGACUCGGUCAAAUUGAUGAUGAGGUUGAACCAUUCUUCACAACAUGUUCACAGAAAGAUAAUUCAUCACUCUUACUCAUCAUCGGAAGUUGUGGGUUCUGAGGAUGAGCUGUCUAUUUUGUCUUCCAAGAGCAAGACUGGCACAGCAUGUGUAGCUUCAACUGGUGGAUAUCACUGCUCCAGGCGAAGGAAGCUGAAAAUAAAGAAAACUAUUCGAGUUCCAGCUGUGAGCAAUAAACUAGCUGAUAUACCUCCCGAUGAUCAUUCAUGGCGAAAAUAUGGACAGAAGCCUAUUAAAGGAUCUCCACAUCCUAGGAGCUAUUACAAAUGCAGCGGGAUGAGGGGCUGCCCUGCUAGAAAACAUGUUGAACGAUGUGUGGAGGAUCCUUCCAAGUUGGUCGUCACUUAUGAAGGAGACCAUAAUCACCUGAUAAGUCGGUGAACAGGGUCUAGUUAAGUAUAUGCUUCUUUUUUGGUGUAAUCAGAAUGCGAAAAUAAUAAUAAUAAUAAUAAUGUGCGUCGUAAAUGUAUACAUUUGCCAUUUACAUAUUAAAGUUUGAGUUCGAGAUUUAGCAAUCUCUUUACUGGAUGGGCCAAGUGAACUCCUAUUUUGAACUUUAUUUGCCAACAAGAAAGGCCUCUACUCUAAAGCAUCCAAUAGUCAAAGCGGAGUUGGCUCUUAAACUUUUGAUUAAACAAAUAUUUUGUUGGUAAUAAAGAACAUGUCAAU